AUGUCCCUCCCCUCCCCUUCCGCCCCUCUACCCCCUCCUGCCCUCUCCUCCUCCCCCACCAAGGUCUUCCUCUUCCCCCGAAGCAAGUCUGGCCGCAAGCUCCUCCCUCACAAGGGAAGGAGACCUCAGGCCUUCGACCUCCCUGCCCUCCAGAGUCACUUCCACCUCCCCCUCCUCCAGGCCAGCGCCGCCCUUGGCAUCUCCGUCACUGCCCUCAAGAAGCUCAGUCGCAAGCUCGGCAUCGGGCGGUGGCCCUACCAGAGGAGGUCCACCCCCACUGCCUCCCCUCGGAGAGCCGCCAGGCGCCACAAGCCUCCCGCAUCCUCCAUCUCGCCACCUGCAGGCAGCCGCAAGAAGACCGGCUGGGAGCCCAUCAGCCGGGCGUGGAUCGAGUGGUACAUGAAGUGCGGGGACGGCAGCGAGGCGAUGCAGGACGAGAGCCCGGUAGGAGCAGCGAAGCAGCUGUUGGCUGAGUGCUGA
Messenger RNA from Guillardia theta CCMP2712, 480 nucleotides. RefSeq lists its product as hypothetical. NCBI's taxonomy places the organism in Eukaryota, Cryptophyceae, Pyrenomonadales, Geminigeraceae. The transcript has a single exon. Gene Ontology annotation, molecular function: DNA-binding transcription factor activity. The coding region runs from base 1 to 480 and encodes 159 amino acids. The record is from RefSeq and is a predicted model, not a curated record.